Molecule: messenger RNA, 5107 nt
Organism: Diceros bicornis minor
Lineage: Eukaryota; Metazoa; Chordata; Mammalia; Perissodactyla; Rhinocerotidae
Gene: SEMA3D
Product: semaphorin 3D
Exons: 18
Coding region: 364-2697 (777 amino acids)
Biological process (GO): negative regulation of axon extension involved in axon guidance; negative chemotaxis; positive regulation of cell migration
Molecular function (GO): semaphorin receptor binding; chemorepellent activity
Source: RefSeq, a predicted model, not a curated record
AAAAGCUGCCCUCCCUCUUGGAGCGUGCCUUUCCGCGCCACCCUCGCCUCCCCAAAGCUCCAGCUGGUGCCUGGCUCUCCGCCUGUCCCGGCCAGGCGCUCGGGGCCAGCAGCGCCCCCUGCCUCCCGGCCCGGCCUCCGCGGCCGCAGCCUCCGCUCUCCGCCAGGGCCGCCGGCGGCUCCGCGGCUCAGCCAGCGCUGCCGCUCAGAGGAGCUCGCGCCGGUGCCCGGGUCGCCGCCUCGCACGCCCACAGCCUGCAUCCCCUUCCUCUCUCCCUGAAAGCACAUCAGGCAAGGAGACGGGGAGAGACGAGUCCGCGGCAGAUUAAAUUAACACUGUUUGAAAGAGAACGUUGUUUUCAUCAUGAAUGCUCGUAAAGAUGAUAGAGCAAAGUCCCGAAGCCACGGCUUUUCCCUUUUCCAUGCCUUGCUGACGCUAAGCAUGCCCAUGCUGUGUCUUCCAGUCACUGGGACUUCUAAGCAAAAUCUUCCGCGAGUCAAGCUAACCUACAAAGACUUGCUUCUUUCAAAUAGCUGUAUUCCCUUUUUGGGUUCAUCAGAAGGACUGGAUUUCCAAACCAUUCUGUUAGAUGAGGAGAGGGGCAGGCUGCUCCUGGGAGCCAAGGACCACAUCUUCCUGCUCAGUCUGGUUGACUUAAACAAAAAUUUUAAGAAGAUUUAUUGGCCAGCUGCUAAGGAACGAGUGGAAUUAUGUAAAUUAGCUGGGAAAGAUGCCAAUACAGAAUGUGCAAAUUUCAUCCGAGUACUUCAACCCUAUAACAAAACUCACAUUUAUGUGUGUGGAACUGGAGCAUUUCAUCCAAUAUGUGGAUAUAUUGAUCUUGGAGUCUACAAGGAGGAAGUUAUGUUCAAACUAGACACACAUAAUCUGGAGUCUGGCAGACUGAAAUGUCCUUUUGAUCCUCAACAGCCUUUUGCUUCAGUAAUGACAGAUGAGUACCUCUACUCUGGAACGGCUUCUGAUUUCCUUGGCAAAGAUACUGCAUUCACACGUUCCCUUGGGCCUACUCACGACCACCAUUACAUCAGAACUGACAUUUCAGAGCACUACUGGCUCAAUGGAGCAAAGUUUAUUGGAACUUUCCCCAUACCAGACACCUAUAAUCCGGAUGAUGAUAAAAUAUAUUUCUUCUUUCGUGAAUCAUCUCAAGAAGGCAGUACUUCUGAUAAGACCAUCCUUUCUCGAGUUGGAAGAGUUUGUAAGAAUGACGUAGGAGGACAACGUAGCCUUAUAAACAAAUGGACAACUUUUCUUAAGGCUCGAUUGAUUUGCUCAAUUCCUGGAAGUGAUGGGGCAGAUACUCAUUUUGAUGAGCUUCAAGAUAUUUACUUACUCCCCACAAGAGAUGAAAGAAAUCCUGUAGUAUAUGGAGUCUUUACCACAACCAGCUCCAUCUUCAAAGGCUCCGCUGUUUGUGUGUAUAGCAUGGCUGACAUCAGAGCAGUUUUUAAUGGUCCAUAUGCUCAUAAGGAAAGUGCAGAUCAUCGUUGGGUGCAGUAUGAUGGAAGAAUUCCUUAUCCUCGACCUGGCACAUGUCCAAGUAAAACUUAUGACCCACUGAUUAAAUCCACCCGAGAUUUUCCAGAUGACGUCAUCAGUUUCAUAAAGCGGCACCCUGUGAUGUAUAAGCCAGUGUAUCCGGUUGCGGGAGGACCAACAUUCAAGCGAAUCAAUGUGGAUUACAGACUGACGCAGAUCGUGGUGGACCACGUGGUUGCAGAAGAUGGCCAGUAUGAUGUAAUGUUUCUUGGAACAGACAUUGGAACAGUCCUAAAAGUUGUCAGCAUUUCGAAGGAGAAGUGGAACCUGGAAGAGGUGGUACUGGAGGAGUUGCAGGUGUUCAAGCACUCAUCAAUCAUCUUGAACAUGGAGCUGUCUCUGAAGCAGCAACAAUUGUACAUUGGUUCCCGAGAUGGAUUGGUUCAGCUCUCCUUGCACAGAUGUGCCACUUAUGGGAAAGCCUGUGCCGACUGUUGUCUUGCCAGAGACCCCUACUGUGCCUGGGAUGGAAACGCAUGCUCUCGCUAUGCACCCACUUCAAAAAGGCGAGCUAGACGCCAAGAUGUAAAGUAUGGAGACCCAAUCACCCAGUGCUGGGACAUAGAAGAUAGCAUUAGUCAUGAAACUGCUGAUGAAAAGGUGAUUUUUGGCAUUGAAUUUAAUUCAACCUUUCUAGAAUGUAUACCUAAAUCCCAACAAGCUUCUAUUAAGUGGUAUAUCCAGCGGUCAGGAGAUGAACAUCGAGAGGAGUUGAAACCCGAUGAAAGGAUCAUCAAAACAGAAUAUGGGCUACUGAUCCGAAGUUUGCAGAAGAAGGACUCUGGGAUGUAUUACUGCAAAGCACAGGAGCACACUUUUAUCCACACCGUAGUGAAGCUGACUCUGAAUGUCAUUGAAAAUGAACAGAUGGAAAAUACCCAGAGGGCACAGCAUGAGGAGGGGCAGGUCAAGGAUCUGUUGGCUGAGUCACGGUUGAGAUACAAAGACUACAUCCAAAUCCUUAGCAGCCCGAACUUCAGCCUCGACCAGUACUGCGAACAGAUGUGGCACAGGGAGAAGCGGAGACAGCGAAACAAGGGCGGCCCAAAGUGGAAGCACAUGCAGGAAAUGAAGAAGAAACGAAAUCGAAGACACCACAGAGACCUGGAUGAGCUUCCUGGAACUGUGGCCACGUAGUUUUCUAUUUAAUUUAAAGAAAGAAGUCUUUACCUGCAAAAAUACUGUCUUCUGUUUUGUACAUCCCUUAUACUAAGUCAUAAGAGUUUUCCAUGGAGUUUUGCUGAGGAGCAAGAACAAUAAUCUAAAUAAGACUAUCUAUGGUGAAUAUGGCAUAGUAAGGGCAAAUAAUUCAUCCGAACCAGUUUUCCAUGAACUAAACUUGUACCUGCAAAGUAUCAAAAUUAUCCUCAAAACAGGGGCUUUACAUUUGUAAAUGUUUUAUGUUCUGAGUUUUUGAAUUUAUUAUGUCGUGUAAAUAAUUGACCUAAGCAGGCAUCAAAUUUGGUAUUGUAAUAAGGUGCAUUAUUUCCCUUGCAUGGCCAUUAAGCAUGGAGUUUACCAUGCAGUUGUACUAUAUGUUCUUAUGAACAGAUAUGUCAUUCCACUCGAGAACUGGCUACCUUGUGGUAGGAACUGGAGGGAAGACACAAAUUCAUACAGCUCACAUCAUCACCAGGAACUUUCCCAGUGAGCCAUUCACUUCUGGUGCAUGGUUUGGGAAUUUGCAGAGGUGCAUUAUUUCUUCAGCCCACAAGGGUUCCCUUUAGUGUGCUGCAGCAUUGAUUUACUGAAGGGUAUAAAUGCUCCUCCCAGGAUUCCUUAUGACUUGUCAGGAGUAACAGGUUCACAGAGAGAAGUUGGUGCUCAGUUAUGUGUUUUUAGAAUAUACCCUGAACUUUACAGGGCCAGAGGUUUAAUAAAUAUUUUAAUAAGAUAUGGGAAAACAUUUUAAUAAAAUAAGAGAAACAUCAUGAUGUAUACUGCAUCCUAAUGGGAAGGCAUCCAGAUGGGAUUUGUUAAGAAACAGAAGGAAAGAGAGCCAUAAAUUCUGGCUUUGGGGAAAACUCAUAUCCCCACAAAAAGGAAGAACAAUCACAAAUAAAGUGGGUGAAGUGUAAUGUAGCUUUAUUCACUAGAGUAUAAAUAGUGGUCAAUCUGCAAUCCAUCUGUUAAAAAAAAAAAAAUCCAGAUUAUAAUAAACUGCUAGCAAAAGUCUGAGGAAAAGUAAAUUUUCUAAAGGAUCAUGGGAAGAAUGAACACAAAUUUUAUUUACAACCAAUGGGAUUUUAGUAUGUACUUCCUCUCUUUUUUCUAAAACUUCAUCAUACUCUGUAAAUUAUUUCCAUUUACUGCCUUUAUUCUCUCCUAAAUAUUGAAUUGUUGGAUUUUAUCUGAGUAAGUAGGAAAAAACAAUAUAUACAUAUAUAGGGAGAUAGAAUUAGAUAGACAGCAGUGGUGGGGAUCGGGGGUAUAUAUUUGUUGAAUAACAGAACAAAUGCAAAAAUUUUGACAACGGAAAGGGUUAAAUUAACUCUUUGACAUCUUUUCUUCACACAAUCUUUUUGCAUUUCUGAGAUUAUGUGCUGUAAUUCAAGUAGCAUUAUUUUAGUAAUUUAAUAAUAAAUAAGCCUACUGCAUGUAAAGAAAACAAACUCACAACAUUAACAGAAAUGCUUUUCAUAUUUCGUUAGCACUUUCAAAUGUUUCCAAUUUGACUUUCCCUUUGAAUAUGUUUGGUAUGUUUCCUGUCUGUUUAAGUAGGACUCACCUUUCCUUUUCAGAACACAAAACCCUUAGCCUUCUGUUUUGCCUUUUCACGCCCUUUUUAGUGUGAAAUGAAAAAUUAGUCACUUCCUCACACGGAAGGCAGCUUUUCAGAAAACUAAAUAACAGACAUUGCUCGUUUCUCAUGCAUUCUGCAUGUCUUGAAAGAAAAGCCUGUGAGAACCCAUGUGAUUAGAGGGCAACUUAUUACAGAGUUCAAUAUCAUGUCUGUGACUGGCUUUGUUCAAAACAUGUUCUCUCUCUCACACUAUUUUAUUUUUAUAGCUUACCUAUCUCAAAGUAGUCACACUGAUAUAUAAGGUUAAAUAGCCCUUUUGAUAUGAUACUCAUGAAUAUUUGUAGAUGUUUCACUAUAAGGAAAACUUAAGAAAUGUAAGUUUAAAGAAAAGCAAACCAGAACAGAUCACUCUUUUAAAAAGUAAUGCAUAAGGAGAGUAGCAAGAUCAGACUGCUAAUUGAAUAUCAUAAGAGUGUGUGUAACUAUUGAUUUGCUGGGCUAAAAUGUUCCAGGAACUCAUAGUAAGCUCAAAGCAAAUAUGUGGGAGCAGGUUUUAUUUUUUAAAGAUUUCCAAAUAUUUGUAUAUCAGACAGUAAUGAUCAAAUUGUGAAUGGCUUUGGGAAAAUUACAUGAAUCUCAAAUGUUAGGAUUGACUUGUGAAAAUAAAUUUGGUUUUCAUAAAAUAUGAAUGUCCAAGCCAUUUUUUAAUUACUUCUUUCUGAUCUUAGUUAUUCAGACAAAAUUUGGGGAACCUAUUUUACUUUACAACUAAUAUUCUGGCUGCUUUGGAUUUAAAACUAUUAA